AUGGCGCCCGUGACAGUCCACGUUGUUUUCUGUGGUGGCUGAGGCUACUUCCCGCGGUAUCGCAGCCUUGAGAAUGCGUGCCGCAUGAAGUUCCCCAAUGCCGACAUGAAGUUCUCAUAUGAAGCCACUGAGAGCGUCACUGGCUUUUUCGAGGUCGAGGUCAACGGUGAGCUGGUCCACUCCAAGAAGAGCGGACAGGGCCACGUCGACUCCACGGAAAAGCUUGCGCCGAUCCUUGUCAAGAUCGAAGCCGCGCUUGCCAAGUGA
This is a messenger RNA of Volvox carteri f. nagariensis, 267 nucleotides long. Its product is annotated as Selenoprotein W1. The transcript has 3 exons. The record is from RefSeq and is a predicted model, not a curated record. NCBI's taxonomy places the organism in Eukaryota, Viridiplantae, Chlorophyta, Chlorophyceae, Chlamydomonadales, Volvocaceae. Gene Ontology annotation, biological process: response to selenium ion. Gene Ontology annotation, cellular component: cytosol.